UCCCUAUUGGUCAGAAUAGAUGGUAGUCAUCUACUACCUGUUGGUGCCCCGGACCCUGCAUUCACUAUAUCUGGUCUCCCCGGACCCUGCAUUCACUAUAUCUAGUCUCCCCGGGCCCUGCAUUCACUAUAUCUGGUCUCCCCGGGCCCUGACCCUGACCCUGCAUUCACUAUAUUCUAGUUUCCACCGGACCCUGCAUUCACUAUAUCUGGUCUCCCCGGGCCCUGCAUUCACUAUAUCUGGUCUCCCAGGACCCUGCAUUCACUAUAUCAGGUCUCCCCGGACCCUGCAUUCACUAUAUCUGGUCUCCCCGGACCCUGCAUUCACUAUAUCUGGUCUUAGCGGACCCUGCAUUCACUAUAUCUGGUCUCCCACAGUACACACACAAUAUGGAAAUGCAAUUAUUUAAGCAUAUAUAAACUGCUAAAUACCUUUUCUUAUCAGCAGUAUAUAGCAGUCUUGUGA
Messenger RNA from Staurois parvus, 465 nucleotides. Lineage: Eukaryota; Metazoa; Chordata; Amphibia; Anura; Ranidae. The record is from the annotation of a GenBank genome assembly.